Molecule: messenger RNA, 2312 nt
Organism: Rhipicephalus sanguineus (brown dog tick)
Lineage: Eukaryota; Metazoa; Arthropoda; Arachnida; Ixodida; Ixodidae
Gene: Prp40
Product: pre-mRNA-processing factor 40 homolog B
Biological process (GO): mRNA cis splicing, via spliceosome
Cellular component (GO): U1 snRNP; U2-type prespliceosome
Molecular function (GO): RNA binding; protein binding
Source: RefSeq, a predicted model, not a curated record
UGGGACUUUGGAUUGGAGUUGGCUACAAUUGUCUUGUGCGCAUCCAUUGCCCGGCUUCUAUGCGGCUGUUGCGAAGUUCACACUUCAUCGCAGGUGGCCCAAACAUCAAAAACGAUCAUGGACAGCCCAAACGUGAACAGCAUGCCUCCGAUGCCACCUUUGAUGAUGCCGCCGGCACCACCGUUCGGGCUAACACCACCGCCGAUGCCGCCGGGCUUCAUGCCCCGACCACCAAUGGAUGGCGCAGGUCCCAUGCUGUUGCCCCCUGGCAUGCCUAUGCCACCACACUACCCGCCGGCCUACCCAAUGUACCCGGCAAUGCCACCUCAGGUUCCUCCUCCUCCAGCAGCUGCGGCAGUCCCACCAGCAGUCCUGCCUGCCGCGACAUCAUCCCCAUCACAAGCAACCUCCUCUCCAAAACCUGAUGCACCUGCGGCAUCUACACCGCCAGCUACGCCAUCGACUCCAGCUGAGAAUGCUGCACAAGCGCCUGGCACUCAACAACCACCAAAGAGCAGCAGUUGGACAGAGCAUAAAGCUCCCGAUGGCCGCACUUAUUUCUACAACCACGCCACCAAGCAGUCCAGUUGGGAGAAGCCUGAUGAACUGAAGACUCACACUGAGUUGUUGCUGUCUCAGUGCCCCUGGAAGGAGUACAAAUCAGACACAGGGCGAACAUACUUCCACAAUGUCCUUACAAAGGAGUCUCGAUGGACCAUUCCCAAAGAGCUCGAAGAGCUUAAAGCCACAAUUGCAGCCCAGGGAGAAACCACCAAGGAAGAAGACUGUGUGGCCGACAUCCAGCUGCCAAGCAGCGCACCGGCAGAGCCUGCGGCCGGCGCGCCUGGACAGCCGCAGCAGCCUCAACAGGCACCGGCGCAGGCACAACCACCUCAGCAGCCCCAGCAACCACAGCAGCAGCAACCACAGCAGCCGCAACAACAGCAACCUCCACAGCAGCAGCAGGGAGGUGAAGAAGAAGACAAGUCGAGUGAUGAGGAGGAGAACAAGGACCGGCCUAUCGAGUUCAAGGACAAGAAAGAGGCCAUUGAGGCCUUCAAGGAGCUGCUUAGGGAACAUGGACAAGGAGGACGCGUUGAUCAUCUUUGAGGACCACAUUCGACAGCUGGAGCAGGAAGAGGAAGAAGAAAAGGAGCGUGCAAGAAGACGGCUGAAACGUCAGCAGCGCAAAAACCGUGAGGCCUUCUUGACACUGCUGAAUGAGCUGCAUGAGAAAGGAAAGCUGACGUCCAUGUCUCUAUGGGUAGAGCUCUAUUCAGCCAUCCGCGCUGACGUUCGAUUUACCAAUAUGCUUGGCCAGCCAGGUUCUACGCCAUUGGAUCUGUUCAAGUUUUUUGUGGAAGACCUUAAGGACAGAUUCCACGGUGAAAAGAAAAUCAUCAAGGAGAUUUUGCGAGAGAAGAACUUUGUGGUGGAAGUGAACACAGUGUAUGAUGACUUUGUCACCGUGAUCAGUGAGGAUAAACGGUCAGCCACCUUGGACGCCGGCAACGUCAAGCUCACCUACAACAGCCUUUUGGAGAAGGCAGCGGCGCGGGAGAAAGAGCGGCUCAAGGAAGAGGCUCGCAAGCAACGCAAGCUGGAGAACGCUUUCCGGGCCAUGUUGAAAGGUGCCAUGCCAUCAAUUGACAGUGGCUCCUCCUGGGACCAGGAUGACGACAUUCGAUACGAUGUGCGGAAGCAGUUUGAAAAGGAGCCUGCCUUUAUCAACCUGAGCUUAGAAUCAGAGCGGAUGCGGAUCUUCAAGGAAUACCAGCUCACACUGGAGGCAACAUGCAGUCACCACCAUAGUCGGUCGAAAAAGCACAGCAAGAAGACUAAAAAGAACAAGAAGCGUUCUAGGUCCCGUUCGGAAAGUGACUCGGACAGCUCUUCUAGACACAGAAGUAGUAGAAAAAAGAAGCGAUCUCGUUCAGAGUCAGAUGAAUCUGAGUCAGACAGCGACUAUUCAGCAAGACGAAGGAAGCGAGAUCGAAAGAAGAAAAGGCGAAGCAGUGCCUCAUCUGAUUCAGAAUCUGAGCGCCGUGAGAAGAAGAAAUCGCGGAGAUCACCGCAGCCACCACCUCCAGCCCCAGCUCAGCCUACGGCAGCUGCACCGGCUGCGGCAACAGCGGGCGGCCGUUCUCGGCGCAGCGGGAGUGCACGCGAGGAAGGCGAGUUGGACCAAAAAUGGACCUCGGACAGCGAUGUCAGCGAAGAGGAACUGGAAAAGAGGCGAAGGCAGUUACUCAAGCAGCUGGCACAGCAUAAUUAACAUCCUAUCACAAAAUAAAGACGACCUUGGGGCUACA